AUGGCGGCCUUCCGCGACAUGGAAGAGGUGAGCCAGGGGCUGCUGAGCCUGUUGGGCGCCAACCGCGCGGAGGCGCAGCAACGGCGGCUGCUGGGGCGCCACGAGCAGGUGGUGGAACGGCUGCUGGAGACGCAAGACAGCGCCGAACAACGGCUGCGAGAGAUCCUGGCUGCAGAAGAAGAAGUGGCCCAGAGCCUUCUGGAUGCGAAGGAGCGGGCGCACCAGGGGGGCGCCGAGUUGCAGCAGCUCGAAGCUGAGCUCCGGAAGGCCAGCGAGGAGGACACCUGUCUGAAGGCCAGCCUCCUUCAGCUCACCAGAGAGCUGGAGGAGCUCAAGGAGACCGAGGCCAGUCUCGAGAGGCAGGAGAGGGAAGUUGACGAAGACACGACUGUCACCAUCCCUUCGGCCGUGUAUGUGGCUCAGCUUUAUCGCCAGAUUAGCAAAAUUGAGUGGGACUAUGAGUGUGAGCCAGGGAUGGUCAAAGGCAUUCAUCACGGCCCCAGCGUCGCCCAGCCUGUCCAGCUGGACAGCACCCAGCUCUCCAAGAAGUUCAUCAGCGACUAUCUCUGGAACUUGGUAGACACGGACUGGUAGCCCGGAGCCUCAAGGACGCGUCUGCACACGGCACGAGUCAGUGUGGUGGGUGGUCGGUGCCUCAGCGGUGAGAGGAGCUGAAAAUUAAAUGUUUCUCCAGAGACGGGUUUUGGACCAGAUUUCUUUUGGCCCCUGACCGUGGCCUCAGUGGCUGGACUGGCCCUGGCCGGGUAACCCUAGAGAACUAACUGGACUUCAGGCUGCUGCUUCACGUCUGAGACGACACUGUGCGAAUGGCGCUGCGGUAUACGAGGAUAGGUCCCAGGGCUCUGUCGUCUGGGAUUCGCUCAGGGCCCAUCCUCGAGUGCCACCGUGCGCCCGGAACUGUGCCGGGUGCCCAAGACACAGACAAAGGGGACGAGGAUCCCUUCGGCCGAGGAAGGAGUCAAGUCGGAGUGGAUGCCACCCUUGAGCUAGAGAGGGUCAGGAGUGCUACGGGACCCUGGCCGGGGAGGGCACAGAGACAGGGGCGACUUUUGUGCCAGGACCAGAAAGGACAAGGAGUCGAUGAGGAAGAGAUUCGGGGAGGGGGGUGGGUUGUGUAUCGGAGCCCGCGGGCCGCCUCCCUGAUCCUGGGCCCCCCUCCCCCCUAAGUAAGGGAGCCCUUGUAGCUUCCUGAGCAAAGCAUUUCUCAGCCUCCCUUGCAGCUAAGUGCCAGCCAAUGAAAUAUAAGUGGAAAUGUGUGAGACUUCUAGAAGGAUCCCUAAAAGGCAAGGGAAUAUACCCUUUCUUUCCCCUCCCCUCUCUUUUCUGGAAUUGGAAGUGCUGACUGGAGCCCUGGCAGUCCUGUUGACACAUGUGAGGAGGGAUACAGUCCUCUCGGGGUGAUGGGAGCCUGGUCCCCUGACAACAGUGGAACUGGGUAUCAGCACCGGACUCUACGUGGG
Molecule: messenger RNA, 1481 nt
Organism: Lynx canadensis (Canada lynx)
Lineage: Eukaryota; Metazoa; Chordata; Mammalia; Carnivora; Felidae
Gene: SPC24
Product: SPC24 component of NDC80 kinetochore complex
Exons: 5
Coding region: 1-594 (197 amino acids)
Source: RefSeq, a predicted model, not a curated record